ACUCAAUGAGUACGAAAAGAAAGCGUGCUGCCGAGCCCGACCCGGAAAAGGAUGUUGCUUCCACUUCUACCGCUUCCAAGAAGCGGAAAGGACGAAUGACAAUUGCGGAAAAGGAAAAGCGAGAGUUUGAGAUGGCGAAGGGUAAUUAUGUGAUGGCACAGAUUCGAAAACAUCGAAGUUCCGCCGGCAAUAAUUCUGUAUUCGAGAGUUUUCUCCGAUUACCGCCACGCCGCUUCGAGCCUGAAUAUUAUGAGCAAGUAAAAGAGCCGAUUGAUGUUACCACAAUCCAACAUAAACUGAAAAUUCCCGAAUAUUUGACGUAUGAUCAGUUUAAUGAUGAUUUCAUGAUGUUCAUUAAAAACAACCUCACUUACUACAAAGACGAAUCUGAAGAACACAAGGAUAUGAUGAAAAUUCAAGAACUUUUCGAGGCUGCUACCGCUAAGGUGAAAUCUGGAGAAUAUCUAGAUGACGCAGAGGACGAAGAGGGAGACGAAGAUGUGGAAGAGACAGUUCAGGAAGAGGAAGAACCUGAAGAGAGUGGAACAUCAUCUCGUGAUUCGACACCUAUGGACCUGGAUCACUUCAUGCUUUGUGAUCUUUUGGGAGCGGUUCUUGAAGCGACUGAUAACACCGGAAGGCUUCUUUGCCCACCAUUCCGAGUUCUUCAAAGUCGAGAAGAUUUCCCAUUGUACUAUGAGAAAAUAGCUAAACCAAUUGAUCUCAAAACGAUUGCUCAAAACGGAGUGAACAAGAAGUAUUCCACAAUGAAAGAACUCAAAGAUGAUCUAUUCCUGCUCUUCAAAAAUGCACAGCAGUUUAGUGGAAACGGUAGUGAUAUUUUCAAAGAUGCUGAACAAUUGAAAACUGUUGUGAAAGAAAAGAUUGCUCGAUUGGAAGAGAAGGGAGUUCAUCCAAUGAGAAGAGCCAAAGCCACACGACUCGUUGAUGCUUUGUUAACCGCUGUUGCAGUUAAUGAAAACUUCUCAGAAGAUUCAGAAGAGGACGAAGAAACUGAAACAAAUUCGGAGCCUAUGUGGAAGUUGUAUUGGACAAUCAGAAAUGCUGUUCACGAGAAAGAUCGAAAUGUUACGCUGGCUGACAACUUUUUGGAACUUCCAAGCAAAGAAUCUUACCCCGACUACUAUGAUGAGAUCAAAAACCCUGUGUCAAUUUUCAUGAUAAAUAAAAGAUUGAAAAAUGGGAAAUAUGAUUUGAAAUCUCUCGUCGCUGAUCUCAUGCAAAUGUAUUCAAAUGCUUUCGACUACAAUCUUGAAUCAUCAGAAGUCUACAUUUCUGCGGAAAAGCUGAAGGCACUAACGAUAUCCACGUGCAAGCAACUUGUUCCUUCAUUCGAUGUUUCUCAAUACGAACCUGCUCCGGCACAACUUACACCAGUGAAACCAAAAGCGACACCACACAGAGCUCGAAUUAAGAUUGAGAUGCCGGACACAGACUCGGAAGAUAGUAGGACUCCACCUCCUACUCAUAAAAGGAAAUCUCCGAAAAAACCUCGUGAAAAUGGAAGUGUUCCUACUCCAACUUUUAAAGGCAGAAAAUCGACGAUCCCUGUCGAUCCAAAUGCUGCUUAUAUGAAGCAAAAAGCAAUGAUGCAAGGGCUUUGGAACGUUAUCCAUUCCUACAGAGUCGCUUCGAAUCCGGGACAUUGGCCAGCGGGAGCAUUCAUACAAUUGCCAUCUGCCAAACAAUAUCCAGAAUACUAUCAAAUUAUUCAAAAUCCGAUUGAUAUGAAAACGAUUCGGAUGAGAAUAGAUGGACAUCAGUAUCCACAGGUUGAUGCAAUGAUCAACGAUUGUCGAGUGAUGUUUUCGAAUGCUAGAGAUUUCAAUGAACCCCGUUCAAUGAUACACAUGGAUGCUAUUCAACUAGAGAAAGCAGUUUUGCGAGCUUAUGAAGGAAUGAGAAACACGUCACUGGGCUCUUCAAUACCGUCAACUCCUCAUUCGUCAUCGUCAAAUCUUAUGAAAGCAAUGAAACUAAAAACUCCGAAAUCCGAGGUCCGUGGUCGCGGUAAAAAGAACUUUAGUGGAUCUGAUGAUGAGGAAUCAGCUCGAAUUAACAUACAACAACAUCAAAGAAGCAUGGAGGAUGCUAUAAUGCAGCUUCCAAUCGAAGAGCAAAAAAUGUGGAGAUUGUUCAAAUCUAUGAAAGAUGUUCGUGAGGAAGGAACCAACCGUCCAUUGGCUGUAAACUUCAUGCGUCUUCCAUCAAAGGAGGAAUUUCCUGCAUAUUAUGACGUCAUUAAAAAGCCGAUGGAUAUGAUGAGGAUCAAGCAUAAGCUGGAGAAUCGUCAGUAUGUAACACUGCUUGAUGUGGUUUCUGAUUUCAUGCUAAUGCUUUCUAAUGCCUGCAAAUUCAAUGAGACUGAUUCUGACAUCUACAAGGAAGCAGUUUCUCUUCAGAAGGCACUUUUGGAAAUGAAGCGAGAGCUUGAUACCGGAGAUGAUGCACCAAGAGUUCAGGUUGAAUUGAGAACCAUAUUUACUUCAAUAUUUGCCUCGCUGUUCAGUAAGAAAGAUGAAGAAGGAAAAUGUUAUUCGGAUCAUUUAACUGAAUUUACGGAAGUUCUCAAAGCGAAUGGAGUACCUUCAUCUGAAUGGCCAUUCACUCUUGAUCAAAUUAAGAUGAAUAUAGAUAAAUGCCGUUACAGACGACUCGAUAAGCUUCAAAAGGACUUUUUCGAUCUGUUCGAAAGAGCAAGAGAACUCUCAAAAGCAGGCUCUUCAAUGUACGAAGCAGCAUGUACACUUCAAAAAUCAUUUAUUGUUGAACGUGAUACACGAUGCAAAGAUUUGAUACACUCAAAUGCGUACUGUGUAAUUGAAAAAGAUAUUGAUGAAGCUAUUGAAAAGGAAAGAAGCUUGAAGGCAAAAGAAGAACAUGAUGAGGAGGGAGGAAACAAACCGGCGAUGGUGAAAAGACAUGAAAGCGAAGUCGAAAUGGAAGAUAUUGAAAUCGAUGGAACGAAAUAUGUGGCACCAUGUUACGCAUACGUUUCCCGAUCUGACGAGAAGAAAACUCCUCUUCACAUUUUCCGAAUUGAACGAACUUUUAAAGACGAGAAUGGGGAAAAAGCUCUUCAAGGACAUUGGGUUUACCGUCCUGAAGAAACUCUUCAUUUGGCAAGCCGAAAGUUCAUGAAACAAGAAGUUUUUCUUACGCCUUUCCGAGAUACAGUACUUGCUGAACGUCUACGAGGACGAUGUGUCGUCAUUUCACUUUCCACGUACACUUCAAAAGUAAUCACCGAGUACAGUGAAGAAGAUGUAUAUCUCUGUGAGUACAAGUAUCAUGGAAAACCAAAAUACUUUGCUAAGCUGAGAACCUGGCCAUUCACUGCUGAAGACGAGGAAUUGGAGUAUACAAAGAGAACAAAACUAAUGACUCCUAAACGGAAUUUGACAGCAGUUGAUUCUGAUGGAAACGAAGGAAAAGACGAUGUAAUUGUUGAUGGAGAAGAAGAAGAAGAUGAAGAAGAUCGUGCUCGUCUUGAAGUAUCAUUGGAUAUGGAAAGAUUUGAGUUGGAAGCGUCAAAAGAUGAAGAAUCUGGAAAAACAUACUUCCAACAAAUCCGUUCUGAAACUGGAAAGUUUUUCUGGCUCGGACAAUGUGUUCUGGUGUUUAACAAUAUGAAGCCGUUGUGUGAUGUGAUGAAGAUUAAUAAGAUUUGGAGAGAAAAAGACGGUUCUGAGUGGUUUUCCGGCUGCUGGUUUGCUCGUCCAUCUGAAACAAUUCACGACGAGGGACGACUUUUCUUCAAGAAUGAGGUUAUUGCGGUGUAUCGAAACGACGAAACUCGUAAAUUGUGCGAGAUUCAGAGAGUUUGUGACGUUAUGCCUGCUAAGCUGUAUAUAAAACAGCGACAGACUGAAGUAUCGGAAUGUGAUGUUUUUGUUUGUGAAACAAUGGUCAACGGAUCAGCAGAUACACCUGACGAUUGUUCUUUGUUUGGUUUUCAGAGUAUUGUCGAUGAGUUCAGUGAUGCUCAAACAAUGAAUCUCGAUUAUGGAAAGGCAAUGCGUAAGAUGAAGGCUCACAAACUUCACGUUUCAAUCCCGAAUGAAGAAGUGCUGUUUUACAAACAACCAAUAAAAAUGGACAAAGAACUCUCACCACUAUUGAAAGGCGAAGGCGUUAUGCCACUGGAUCAUCUGGACGAAAUGAUGGACGACGAUACGGAUGGAAGUGAAUCGGUGUCAAGCAGUAUUCAUCCGAAGAUCCUGAAAGAAGGAUCACCCCCAGCUACAGUUCAAUCGCAGACUUCUUCAGUUUCAACACCUCCACAACAUCCCAGUAUAUCAGCAGAAAUGCCUAUUAUGACACCAAAAGCAGUUAAGAGCAAGAGUGGAUACAUUUUGUUCUCUGCUGAAGUUCGUAAGAGGAUAAUGCAUGAAAAUCCAGACGCAGGAUUCGGUGAAGUUUCCAAGAUAGUUGGUAUUGAGUGGAAAAAAUUGUCGGAAGAACAAAAGAAGCAUUACGAGAUGCGUGCGGAAGUCGUCGCUGUUGAGAAAGCCAAACAGGAUGCCAUUAAAGCAUCGCAAGCGAUGACCCUUUUGCCCGGACAAGUGAGGAUAUAUCAGUGUAAAUGGGCUGCUUGUGAUUCACAAUAUGAUACCGAAUCGGCCCUUCUGGAGCAUGUUAUCCAACAUCAUACUAGUCAAAUUAUUAUGGACAGUGACCAGCAAUUCGUAUGUAUGUGGAUGACGUGUCUACGUAAUCGAAAAGACGGAAAACCAUUCCCAUCGCUUCCUCGACUUCACCGUCACAUUAAAGAAAAACAUAUGCCUACGGCGGCGAAAAACAUUUACUCCAACCAGCUAGGCAAGAAUUUUUUUAAGUCGAUACCAAAUCAAGGAGACACUCCUGGAUGCCGUAUAGUAUCUGCGCCUUACGGACAAUUACCAACUGCACCAUCAAAUGGUGGAAUUCCCCCUCAACAACAACAUCAACAACAGCAGCAUCAUGGAAAUGGAAUGAACGGAAAUAUGCAACAAGGCGCUCCACAAGUUAUAAACAGGCAUCCUGUUAGCCAACAAAUGCAUCAUCAGCAUCCACAGCAUAUGCAGCAACAUCACGAUCAUCAUCCACAUCAGCAGCAUUAUCAGCAAGGUGGCCAACCUCAUCCACAGAUGCAAAUGGGACCACCACAAAACGGAAUGUUCCAACAAGGAUCUUCUUCAUCUCAACAAUAUCAUCAGGCACCACCUCAACAAAUGAUUCAACAACAACAUCAACAACCUGGUCCACCUCCACAACAGCAACAACCACAAAUGCAACCUAUCGUGGUUACAGAUGUUGGACGAACUGUAGUUCGAGCAGUUGUACCUGCAUUUGUUGCACCACCGAAUCAAAUUCAUUCGAGAAGAGUUCUACAUUCGGAAGCAUAUCUCAAGUAUAUCGAAUCACUUGCCCAGAAUCGACAGAAGUCGGUAAGCCGAUGGGAACGAACUCUAGGAGCAACUGCCAGGAAUACCCAACCAGCUGGAAAUGCCCGCGCUCCAUCUCAUUGGAUAAGGAGAAUUGAAAACGGACGACCUGUAGCUCGCGAAGAGGAUGUUACAAAAGCUUUGUGGAAACUUCGCGAUGAAUUGUUGAAGAGUACGUGUAGUCUUGUAAUGGACCGACCAACUCAAUGAAAUCAGUGGAUCUCUUGUUAAAAUUUUAUGCAAUUUUUAUAACUUUAUCAUAAUUAUCCUACCCUAUCUCGCCUCCCCGUUCAAUCCAGAAAACAAGAAUCUCUUUUUCUUUUAAUGUAUUUUCUGAUAACCAGUUAUGUGUGCUCCUUCUGUUUUUAUCCUCUCAUGAUUCCCACGAAUACCUUAAAUCCUAUUUAUUUUCAAUAAUUUAUUCGUUUCUUGAUUGUAUUUCUUACUACCCACUUCAGUCACUAAAUUUAUUAUCAUUUCCAAUUCACCUUUUUUUAAAAUAUUUUUAUUAAUGGGUCGGGUAUGAAACAAAUUCAAACGAUAAAUCAAACAUC
Messenger RNA from Caenorhabditis elegans, 6001 nucleotides. It is a transcript of the gene pbrm-1, whose product is annotated as Bromo domain-containing protein. Gene Ontology annotation, biological process: chromatin remodeling. Gene Ontology annotation, molecular function: DNA binding; chromatin binding. The record is from RefSeq and is marked reviewed. The coding region runs from base 6 to 5657 and encodes 1883 amino acids. Lineage: Eukaryota; Metazoa; Nematoda; Chromadorea; Rhabditida; Rhabditidae. Gene Ontology annotation, cellular component: nucleus; chromosome; RSC-type complex. The transcript has 15 exons.